Silurus meridionalis is the source of this 2132-nucleotide messenger RNA. It is a transcript of the gene tnip2, whose product is annotated as TNFAIP3 interacting protein 2. The transcript has 6 exons. The coding region runs from base 273 to 1586 and encodes 437 amino acids. Gene Ontology annotation, biological process: cellular response to lipopolysaccharide; regulation of transcription by RNA polymerase II. Gene Ontology annotation, molecular function: K63-linked polyubiquitin modification-dependent protein binding. The record is from RefSeq and is a predicted model, not a curated record. NCBI's taxonomy places the organism in Eukaryota, Metazoa, Chordata, Actinopteri, Siluriformes, Siluridae.
GAAGCACUGAGACGCGUGUGUGUGUGUGUGUGUGUGUGUGAGUGAGAUGGCGGAGGGGGAAGUCCCUCAGGAAAUCCCCGCACCAUUUACUGGGUGAAAAACUGUGACCUUCUGAGCUUCUUUUUACAAAGCCAUGCUCCCUUCGACACCGACCUGAUGAGAAAAUAUUAUAUAUACAUUUUAAUAUAGAAGAAAGUAAAAAAAAAGUAGACUUUUUUUUAAAAACAUUGUAAAGAAAGGAAAAAGAAAGAAAGAAAGGCGGAUUCUGAAAGAUGGACGACGACGUUACGAAGUUGCGGAGUUGCGCCACUUUGAACACUUUCUAUCACGAAACCCAGCAGGAGAUCGCAAAUCUAAGCCGCCAGGUCAUCACUCAAGAAGGAGUUAUCGCAGAAUAUAAAAACAGACUGGCUAAAUACGAGAGGACGUGUGUGAGAGUUGAAGGAGAAGAACCCUGCUUGGUUGGACCAUCUAAAUCUCUGGUGGAGAGCUUGUGUAAGGAGAACUAUAAACUGAGCCAGAAGCUGAAAAAGGCAGAAGUGGACUCAGCUGAAAAACUGGAGGAGAUCCAAAGGCUACAGCAGAAGCUGAGGGAGAAGGAGCAGAUGCUGGAUCGGCCAGAGUACGAGAAGGAGCACGAGAUCCUCCGGCUGAGAGCCAGCCUGGCAGCACGUGACCGGGAGCAGGCCACCCGGGAUGUUCUGUGCAACUCGUUGGCUGAUGAAGCUGAGCAGCUCAGGGGGCAGUUGGUGGCCACGGUGAGAGUGUGUGAGGAGCUGCUGGGGAGGAUGGAGAAGCAGAAGAGUCAGCCGGCCAUCACCGAGCAUAAGAUCCAGGGCAAUGAGCAUCCUGAUUUAAACCCGUUUGUGACUCCUCGUCAGGCGGCCGAUUCCUCGGAAGUCGCUCGAUUGAACGUCAUCACAAAGUUACAGGAGGAGAACCAGCAGCUCAAAAAUCGCGUGACAUACGUGGAGAACCUGAACUCCAAGUGGCAGAAAUACGACCUGAGCAGAGAGGAGUACGUCAGGGGAUUGUGUCAGAAGUUGAAGGAGUUGAGCGGUGGGACGCCUGCAGGAACCGUUACUCUGUACCAGCAGGAGAUCAACCGUCUCAACGGGCUCCUGGAGGAGAAGAUGCGCGAGUGCGACAGGCUGAGCCGAGAGCGAGACGAUUGCAUGCAGAGGAAAAAGGAGCGCAUACAGAUGCUGGAACAGCAGGUCCUGGCUUACAUUGAAGACUUUAAGUCGGAGAGAGCGGACAGGGAACGGGCUCAGAGCAAAAUCAUGGACCUUCAGGACGAAGUGGGGCGUCUGCAGCUGCAAAUCCGAGCGCAGAAUUCCAGGGAAGCCACUCCAACACGGAGGCUCCUACCCAACUUAAAGAAAACAAGCCGUAAGCAGGCGGAGACGGUCGAGCCGUUAUUGCGGAACAGCCCCCCGGACUCGAGCGCCAGGCGGCCAAUCGCUCAGCUAGCUGCAUUCGGGACCGGCACGUCCGAGCUCCAGUGCCCGCUUUGCCACACCAUGUACGACGAUAAUCACACGGACGAAUACAUGAACCACUGUGAGGAGUGCGCCCGACUCUGACCUCCACACAUUUCACACUCGGACAAAACAAGAUGCACUACAGAGGUGUGUGGAAAAGAAGGCAGCGUGGAGACGUUAACGCCAAAGCGUACGACCUUCACGUCUGAAAGGGGAUUAAAUCCUCAGACUGGACUUUUCCACUUUUUCAGCCAUAUUAGGAUUUAUUACAACUCUGGAAGAGGAACUGAAACAGGAACGCUCCGAGAAAACCGACUUCAGAUUUAAAACGGGUCAUUCCUGAUUUAUAGACUCAUCGGGUCCACAGAAACGAGUGCGCAGUUAUACCACGGCACUUUCCAGAUUCUCAAUUCCGAUUGGUUGAAAGCUGCUGAUUUGAUUUCUAGACAGCAGCAGUUCCGAUACUUGGACAGUUUACAGGUUUAUAUCAAUGUGCUGUUUUUGAUAUGAAAUGGCAAGGAAUUAUGUCGUAAUAAAUACUUGCACCACUCCAUUAUUGAAGGAGUUUCCAGUAUCAGGAAACAGGCAGAGAUAAAGCUAUACGUUUUCUGCCAUGAGCCACCUAACUUCAACUUAUUUCCUGCAAGA